CCCGACGGAAGGAAUUUGAGGCCGGAGAAUCUCGCCGGAGCUCAGAGCGAGUAGUUGAGAAAGAAGACGAAGACGAUGGCGUCGCCAGCUGAGAUAGAGAAGAAGAUCAUUCUAAGAAGCUCAGACGGCGUGGAAUUUGAAGUGGAGGAGCCAACGGCGAGGCAGUCGAAGUUGAUCGGCAACAUGAUCGACGAUGGCUGCGGGGAGAACACGAUCCCUCUCUUCAACGUCGAUGCCAAGACCCUCGACAAGGUGAUCGAGUACUGCAGGAAGCAUGCCGGCACCACUAGUGCACUCGGCGAAUGCCAUAAUACCGACAAGGAGAUCGAGAGCUGGGAUGCUACAUAUAUUGAUGUCCAUCAGACCAUCCUUUAUUACAUUCUUCUGGCUGCCAAUUAUCUCGAUAUUAAGGGUCUCUUGGAUCUUGGAUGCGAACAAGUGGCUAGCAUGAUCAGUGGGAAGAGUGAGGAGGAGAUCCGUAAAACUUUCAACAUUAAGAAUGACUUCACUCCAGAGGAAGAGAAAGAGAUCCGAAAGGAAAACCAAUGGGCCUUCGACUGAAAAUGUAGAUAUUCAACUCAAGAUAUCAUGCUAUGUAGUAUGUUGUG
Molecule: messenger RNA, 608 nt
Organism: Elaeis guineensis (African oil palm)
Lineage: Eukaryota; Viridiplantae; Streptophyta; Magnoliopsida; Arecales; Arecaceae
Source: RefSeq, a predicted model, not a curated record